This is a messenger RNA of Tetrahymena thermophila SB210, 789 nucleotides long. RefSeq lists its product as hypothetical. NCBI's taxonomy places the organism in Eukaryota, Ciliophora, Oligohymenophorea, Hymenostomatida, Tetrahymenidae. The transcript is spliced from 4 exons. The record is from RefSeq and is a predicted model, not a curated record.
AUGAUUUUUAAUAGUCACAAUACGCCUUCAAAAUUAUAUAAUUUUUAGAAAAAAAGAAAAAAAAAAUUUUUUCUAAAAGAUAAACAAAAAAAAGAAACUCCAAAUUUUUCUAUUUUUCUAGAAAACCAUUUAGAAAAAAGAACUUUAUCAAAAAUAUAAAAUAAAUUUCUCUUUAAUGUUUUAUUCUCCUCUAUUUAAAAAUAUUUAAGCUCAUCAUCAGAAAUCUAUUAUUCUUAUGGGUAUGGCUCAUUCGCACCAGGAAAAUAAGAGUACACAAAUAACAGUAGAGACUAUGCCUAUUUUUGCUUGGAAUUAUGCUAACAGAGAUUGAAAUUUAUUUAAGAUAACUAAUUUAAUCUUAAAUAAUAAAAUGAAUUCACUUUUGUCAUUUAAAAUAUUAGAAAUUCAAAAAUAAUUCCUAUUGAUUUAACAAUGUCUUAAAUGGCUUAAAUUUAUUAAUAAUUUGCAAUCAAAAACAGUAUUAAUUAAAAUGAUUCUCUGAAAAAUAACAAAGAUUAAUUUAAAAUGGAAUUCUUCUUUCAAUAUUAAUUUGUGCUAAAGCUUCAAAAAAUUAUGAAUAAUAAAUAAUUUGUCUUAAAUAGAUUUCCUUAUUUUAGGAAAACUUUUAUUGAUUCAAGAAAUGAAUAUAUGGCUUUAAAAAUUUACUAAACUUUAAUUUAGUCUCCUCCUUAAAGUAAAAUUGUUUGCAUCAUAGGCAAAUAUCAUUUUGAACCUAUUGAAUUUAGACUUUCUCAGCUGAUAGAGCAGAGUGAAUCAGUUCAGUUUUGA